AUGUCCUUUAAAUCUGCUGGUAGCAAUGCCAAAACCACUAAACGCACGGGGGGAAAAAUGGCUCAGCCAGUAUCAAAAAAAUUCUCCAGCCAAAACACUUUAUUGGAAAAAGUUUCAAAAAAACAAAUUGUUGAGCAAAAUGAAAUUAAACCGGAUCAAGACAGCACUCUGGAUUUUGAUCAAGAGUUGAGCGAAUUAGAUGAACAGGAUCAAGAUCUCCUUCAAAAUGCUGACGAGAGUAGUGACGAUGCCGAGGAGGUGGAAGAUGAAGACCAGCACCUUGAUCCUUUAGAUUUAUAUAGUAAACACUUUGGAGAUGCCAUGUCAGAGCCACUGGAAACUUUAUCGGCCGCGGUUGACGCUGCGCAUUGGACUAUGGAUGCAGAUGAACACGAAAUCCUCCAUCGUAUCAUGACAUCCGUGCUUGUAGAUGAACCUGCAAUCACGAUCCCUCAACCCACCGAUCCUCAGUUGUCACUUGAUAAGCUUGGAGUCAAGAGUCGUGUUGCAAUGCAAUGGGAUACAGUUAAUGGGCAACUUUCCAAAAAAACUGGCAAGUCGGCAAAUUAUUGUAAUAACAAAUGGUAA
This is a messenger RNA of Batrachochytrium dendrobatidis JAM81, 588 nucleotides long. RefSeq lists its product as uncharacterized. Bases 1 to 588 code for a protein of 195 amino acids. The record is from RefSeq and is a predicted model, not a curated record. NCBI's taxonomy places the organism in Eukaryota, Fungi, Chytridiomycota, Chytridiomycetes, Rhizophydiales. The transcript is spliced from 5 exons.